CAACGCUGAAGGUGCCGACAGAGAGCAGAGAGUUGCGCUACUGGAUAUACUGUGUCAGACGUGCCAGAGGCGUUUCGUGAAUCGUGAGGAUCAGUGAGAAUUGAGAAUCGUUUCCGCAACGGUGCUCGCUUGGAGGGACGCGCAGUUCGCAUAUGCCUGUUCGAGGCCAGUUCGCAGCAGCAGCUUCGGUGGCCGACAGCGUGAGCAGCGGAUCUGUGCGCGCAAGCGUGACGCAAAAUUCACGGCAUGGCGGAACGCAAGAAAAACAGGAAGCGAAAAGAUGAAGUGGCGAGUUUGGACACAAAGGUUGCCCAAGACAAGCCAUCCAAGGAGGAGUAUGCUGUAGCAAAGUGGAUACGCAGCAAUGUACCAUCGAAGAAGACAAAGUUUGAUAGGACUCACAAUGUCGAGUACUUUACUGGAUCACGUGCGAUUGAUGCUUUAUUGGAAAAUUCACCCUGGAGCACGGUGUUUGAGAGUCGGGAGCAGGUCUCCCAAUUCUUGGACCUGAUGUUGAGGCACAAGUUCUUUCAUAGAGCCAAGAAAGUAGUGAUUUCGGAGGAGGAACUCAAUAAAAUGCGGGGCAUUAAAAAGAAGGCUAAAGAUGACAAGAAACCUGAAAAGGAAGAUUUGAAGGAGAAUAAAGAUGCAGUUACUAUGAAAGAUGAGAAAAGCGAAGAGAAAGAGGAACGAAAGGAACAUAAGAAAAAGCCAAAAGUAAGACUAGAAAUGCAUAUGGAUCAGUUCUUUGUGGAUUGUAACGAUGCAUAUGUGUGGAUAUAUGAGCCAAUUCCUGUGUAUUAUUGGUUUUUCGGCACAUUGGUAGUCUUAGGUGCGAUAGGGGUCUGUCUCUUCCCAUUGUGGCCGUUAACUAUCCGUCAUGGCGUAUAUUACCUAAGCGUCGCCGCCGCGGGAUUCCUCGUAUUCAUAUUAGCAUUGGCUAUUAUCAGAAUGAUUGUAUUUUGUCUUCUGUGGGUUCCCACAUUAGGUCGAUGUCACUUGUGGCUACUGCCUAACUUGACGGCCGAUGUUGGCUUCUUCGCAUCCUUCUGGCCAUUAUAUCAGUACGAAUAUUAUGGCCCAACGUCCGAUAGUGACAAGAAAGUCAGUAAAAAGAAAAGAAAGAAGGAAAAAGAUUCCGAUUCUGAGGAUGCGCCAUUAUUUCAUUCAGAAGAGACAUCUAGCGCGAUGGAAGCGCCUAAGGAAGAAGAGCGAAUCGAGGAAUUAUCUUUGCCAAGUGAGGAGAGGAAAGCUUCGUCUGACUCGGCAGAAGGAGAGGACGGCAGCGAGGAAGGCUCGGAAAGCGAGAAAUCGAAUACAGGUCGAGAUUUUGUUAUGGUUUAAGACAGGUAGGCUGGGCAAUCAUGUUUUCUGGAACAAACAGCUAGUAUUAAUUGUCGCAUUAAUCAUCGCUGAAACCGAUAUAUGCUUGCGGUGCGUUAACCCGGUCAUCGGACUUCAAUUUAACGCACGGAUUUGAGAAACCGAUCAUAGCAGAUUCUCCAGAUUUUGUUGCAUUUAAGUACGAUCAAGGACGAGUGAGCAGAAACCGCUUGUGACUUUUGCAUGAGAAAAGAAUUUCCAAUAACUGGUGUGUGAUUGUAAAAUAUUAUAUUUAGAAAACGUGUGAUAAGGCAUAUUUUAUUCUAUGUGUGUAAUUCGAAAGAAUCAUUAUUAGGUGUUAUUGAGCGUAUAUCUCUCUCAGUUUCCAUUGAAUAAAUUAUGAGUAUUGUUCCAAGUCUUCAAUCUCUCAACGCGAUCCAUGUCUACCGACAGUUAACAUAUUGUAGUUAAUUAAUUUUACAAGGAGUCCUCUCCGUUUGAUGUAAAUCAUUUUGAAUCCAGGGAGAGAGAUGAUUUAGCUGGAAGAGAAGGAAUCUUUACGGGUACACAGAACUUGAUGUUUUCUUCGUCGUUCGUCAAUUUAACGCGAAUUCCUUUUUAGCAGAAAAGAGAUCCAAUUUUACAAAGAAAUAUAUUUUCCCGAUUUGAUACAGACGAAUAAUUUAUAUUUUUAUGCGAAAUUUCUAAUGAAUAUCAUUGUUAUUAUUAUGAUUAUACUUUGCGAUUAUACCAUUAUAUCAAGAUCUAUACGUAGAUCUACCGGUCGUUGAGUUUAUCUAUAUCGAAAUAAAGAUAAAAUAAAGCGUUA
Molecule: messenger RNA, 2152 nt
Organism: Formica exsecta
Lineage: Eukaryota; Metazoa; Arthropoda; Insecta; Hymenoptera; Formicidae
Gene: Trp1
Product: translocation protein SEC62
Exons: 5
Coding region: 247-1344 (365 amino acids)
Biological process (GO): post-translational protein targeting to membrane, translocation
Cellular component (GO): endoplasmic reticulum membrane; endoplasmic reticulum
Source: RefSeq, a predicted model, not a curated record